This is a messenger RNA of Phacochoerus africanus (Common warthog), 1765 nucleotides long. RefSeq names its product coiled-coil domain containing 125 (gene CCDC125). The record is from RefSeq and is a predicted model, not a curated record. Gene Ontology annotation, cellular component: cytoplasm. NCBI's taxonomy places the organism in Eukaryota, Metazoa, Chordata, Mammalia, Artiodactyla, Suidae. Gene Ontology annotation, biological process: negative regulation of cell motility; negative regulation of Rho protein signal transduction.
GUCGGUCACGUGGCUGGAAGAGCGGCGGCGCGCGCGGCCUGGAGGGUCGGUGCUCGAAAACCUGUUUAUCCCUAUGGUAAAGAAGGCACGUGGCUGAUGAGCAGGGUAGUGAGGCCGCCGAGUAAGGCAGAGGAGCAGGCCUGGGAAACAGAGGACGAUGACAUGGCAGAAGGCGAUUUAGGAUAUGGCCUCGGAAGAAGGCCCGGCGGCAUUUAUGAAGUGCAAGUUUCACAUUUAUUUACAUCUAGAAAGUCAGCUGGAAAGAGCUUUAGUCCUCUCCCAUUUUCAAGAAAUGAGGAAGAAAGAAAUGGUGCCAUUUUUCAGUAUUCCAAGCAUAAGAACUUGCAAGAAACAUAUCCUGCAGGGUCCCGAAUCCUGCAUCACAGCCAACAAAGUAGCACUGAUUCGAAUUCAGAGUUGUCAAAUGUGGAAUUAAGGCAACAUCUUCAUGACGCUUUAGAGGAGGUAGAAAUUUUGAAAACUGAACUUGAGGUAUCUCAAAGACAACUUGAAGGUAAAGAAGCAGCAUUGAAAAUUCUUCAGAGCAUGGCAAUAUUUGACAAAGCCACAAGUCAUACCCAGGCAGUGCUUCAAAAAACUGUGGAACAAAAGAAAUCUUUGGAGAAGGAAAUAAAUGCCUUGCAGUGGGAAAUAGAAUUUGAUCAGAAUAGAUUUAAAAAUAUAGAGGAAUCUUGGAUCCAAAAAUAUGACAGGCUAAACUGUGAAAAUGCAGUCCUCAAGGAAACUUUAAAAUUGAAAACAGAAGAAAUUAAAAUGCUCAAGUCUGAAAAUGCAAUUUUGAAUCAGCAGUAUUUGGAGGCCCUCUCUGCACAGAAGGUGACUCAGGAAAACACAUGCCAGGGUUCAAGUGGCUCUCCAGAGGUUUCCAGUCUUGAGCUUGCAGUCCUGGGAGUCUGCCUUUGCCAUGGUCCUGGAGGGAGCCCCUGUGCCUGUGCCAAAAUGGCAGCGUCCACUGGGACGAUGGUCCUUCAGCUCAAACAGGAGCUGGAACUUAUGCAGAAGAGUAAAGAAGAAGCCUACAUAAUGGCUGAUGCAUUCAGAAUUGCCUUUGAGCAACAAUUAAUGAGGAAAAAUGAUCAGGCACUAAGAUUGACACAAAUGGAUAAAAUGCGUAAGAGAGCAACAAAAUGGAUAAAUUGGAAGCACCUUAAAGAGGAUGGGUUACCAUCACAAAGGAGUAAGAAGAGCUUAGGGCAGAAAUUGCUGGCUAUGCUCCCUUCAGAAAACAGUUCUAAGAGUACUGAUGAGGAUGAUGCUCGGGAAGUCUUUAAAAUGCUGACAGAUUUGUUAAAUGAUAAAGAAGAAGCUCUGGCUCAUCAAAGAAAAGUUAGUUACAUGCUUGCUCGGGCUUUGGAAGACAAAGACACCACCUCAAAAGAGAAUAAAGAAAAAAAUCCAGCGAAAGACAUUUUGCCAUUAAAAAAACCCUGGCAGAAAACUUCAGAAUUUCCCCUUUUGCAUGAUCCUGUACAUUCAGAUGUUCAAAUUUUUAAUUCUGCAAGCUUCAUUUGUUCAGUUAAGCACUGUAUUAAAGAUCAAAACUAUACAAGGACUCUUAAAAGAUCCUGUUCUUUGCCAUCAAAUAUCAUGUACUGAAGACAAACCAGUUGAAAUUAGAACUGAGAACUAUGUACAUCAAGACUUUGAAAAGGGACGUGUAAAUGUUGGUACUUUGGAAGUUGUAGGUUUUCCAGGUAUUUCUAAAAUUUAGGAGGCAGCUUAAAUAAAUGUUUUCUACAAGAAA